CUCCGAGCCAAGUUGUUCCACCACAUUCAGCGUAUAACAGCCAUUAACGUAAAGAGCUGCUCAUUUUCUGGACAAGUACGAUGGCUAGAACGCAUUUACUUAUUUCCACCUUAUUGCUGGCGAUUGCAUACUCAGUCUGUGCUCAGAUCAAAGGUCAGUAUCAACAAGCGCCACAAGUUCAACAAACGAGACAUGUGUACAACGAUCAGGAACUCUGCUCUGACUGUGAGAUCCGUAACGGUGUCGGCUACCGCUCCCACCCCACCGACUGUAACAGGUACUCCCAGUGCUUCCCCAUAGGGCCUGGUCAGUGGAGAGCUGUGAUACGCUCUUGUCCUGCAGGGUUGUUCUGGGACCAGAGUAAACUCACCUGUAACCGGGCUAGGGCUGUCUCCUGUGGACAAGAUCGUUGUCUUGGGCAAGUCCUGGGCAGAGAACGUUACUCUGACAGUUGUCGUGGUUACUGGACCUGUAAGGAUGGACAUACCGAUGACUUAGACUGGUGUGGACCAUUCCAGUCCUACAAUGAGGACACCGACGACUGCGAUGACGACAGGUCAUGCGAUGAUGACGAUGAUGAGGACGAGACUAUCCACGAAUCUGUCCCCUGUCAUUUAGAGGAGCAUGAGACUGACGACGACAAGUACUACGAGUAUGAGUGGGGACAGAAGAGAACCCGUUCAUGUGCACCCGGCACUGCCUUUAACUGGGGAUCCUGUGGUUGUGGAACCAUUAUCGACGGUCACGGAGCAGGAUGCAGACCAGAGCUCUACUUACCAUUCGACGGUGACUUCCAGGACAAAUCUGGCGGCAACUGGGUGGACAACCAAGGCUGUUACACACGCUAUGUGGCCGGAGCCGUCGGGGGACAGGCUGCUUACUUCAAUGGUAACUGCAAACUGAUUGUCCCAAGGUUCUCUGGGCAUGACUUUGGACAUCGAGUGGUCAUCAGGCUGAGGUACAAGGAGGAUGACGAUGACGUCCAAACACGUCUCCAGGCAUUGGUCAGUAACAGUGACUGUAGCAAGGUUCCAUCCAUCGUGGUUGCAUACGACGAUGAGUUCAGUGGCACUAAGGGCAUCUUGAGAACCGGAAGUCAGGGAGAAUACGUCACGUACAAUCAACAAAGAAGAGGUGAAUGGAAGGAAGUGGAAUUCGAGUACGACGGUCAGAAGGUUGUUUUGAGGACAAAUGGACAGACUGACGGAAUGGUUGCAAGCGGCAACAUACGAGCUGUACAGGCAGGUCUGCAUAUCGGGGAUGGUUCAGGUUUGGCUAACUUCAAAGGUUACAUUGACGAGCUGAAGGUUUACCUCUGCAAGCCCUAGACCGGACUAGAACAGACCAGCCCAUAUGCCACUACUGGCUUUCAUACAGAUGACAGGCUUCCCUAAAGCCCGACGGCUAACUUAAUUACAUACCCAUGUUAACAGCUUUAAAUGUACAGCUUUUUCGUAAGAAACUCUGGUUAAGUGUUUUUUUUUUAAUAUGACGAGAAGUCACGAUUUGAUGGAUGCAGAUUCUAGUGUCUCGGAUAACCGUGUGUAUAGGUCAUGAACGACUCGUAUCUGUACCGAAGCUUCUAGAAAGAAGAUUUCAUCAGUUUUGUCACUGACUUAUAACUUAUGACUAGUUUUGAUAAUCAGUUACGUUGGCCGAGCCAGUGGGAUGCUGUUACGAUCUCUUUUCAGCGCGUGUGAUAAAACUUAGUCUCUGCGCUAAUAUUUGUAAUGAAUUCUACGCUGCAUAUAUGUAUCUCUCACACUGAAUGUUAUUUAUUGAAAAUAUUACUGACUGUCGGUGUACCUGUCUCCUCGUCCAUACUUAUCCUUUUGCGUACCAAGGACCUUUGUUUGUCUCUUUUAAUUUACAUCUAUGAGUUUUUCCCAAUGUCUUUUUUUU
This is a messenger RNA of Liolophura sinensis, 1902 nucleotides long. Its product is annotated as protein PIF-like. Gene Ontology annotation, molecular function: chitin binding. Gene Ontology annotation, cellular component: extracellular region. The record is from RefSeq and is a predicted model, not a curated record. Lineage: Eukaryota; Metazoa; Mollusca; Polyplacophora; Chitonida; Chitonidae. The transcript is spliced from 10 exons. The coding region runs from base 81 to 1328 and encodes 415 amino acids.